ACAAAAGAAUACGUGAAUGGUGAUCUAAGUGUGAAGAGUAAAACAGAUUCCUCUGUCAAUAACUGGUUCUAGUUGAAUAAAAUUUAUGUAAAUGAUAAACUGGGUUUUGCAGCUCUAGGGAACCUUGGGCCCAAAAGAAAGGGGAAAUGACACUUUUGGUUUGGGGGGACAGUUACCUCGCCCGUUACGAAAUGGUGUAGGAGUUAAUUAGAACCAGAAAAUAUUGUCAUUGGCUUUUCAAAGUCACUGUCAGCUGUUUGCCCUUGGCCAAUAAACAAGUGAACAGAAUUGAUGGGCAAUGUAAUCAGUUCAUUUUUCUCAGGCUUCACAGACGUCAUUGCCAAACUUUUUGGCUCUCCAAUUGACUUUCUUGCUGGAAAGUCCUGCAGUUCAGUCUGUGGAUCAACAUGGGAUUUCAUAUGUUACAUAGAGAAUUUUUGCGUUGCCAAUCUGCUGAAGUUGAUCAUGGUGUUAGUUCUGUCCUACAUUGUUCUCCUAUUCUUUUAUCUGCUGUAUAAAGUGGGCAUCUGCCAGUGCAUUGGUCAUAGUCUGUGCAGAAUGGUAUGGGCAUGCAUGGCAUGCUGGUUCUCUUUUUGCGAAUUCUGUUGCACUUUCUUCUGCCUUAAGCUUCUAAAGAUUAAGAGGAUAAAUCGAGGGCGUAGAAGAGUUAGAGAAUAUCGGUUUGAUACUGGUGAUGAACAUGAUGAUGAAAGCUUUUCAUAUCGUAUUUCUAGACCUACAGAAGCAAGCAGUACAUCCCUAUCUGGCCGAUGGAGAGACUACAGAGGAGUUCACUUACGAAAGUCUUUGAGGCCUAGAAGUCAUCGAAUAAAAGUGGGGAUAAAAAGAGAUGCUCUUUAUGAAAGAAACCAUAGUAAGCAUGACCAUCAUAUAAACACAGUUCAUGGCAUUAGGGUGACACAUACAUCAAAAUUUGCACAGAAAGGUUCAAAUCGUAGGGGAAGGGUUCAUCAUAGAAGGAGAUAAUUCUGAAAACUAACAGUACGUAUUUAUCUUUUCAAUCUCAUGGAAACUUUUGGCUUUCUCCUGGAAGUGGUUAGAAUGGUAUGGGCAUGUCUUAACAUAUGAUCAUUUUCUCAUCCUCUCCCUGCAGUGGAAUUUGACAGAACCAUCCUCUCCUUCAUUUAUAUCCUAAACUUAUAGUUCCUUUCUUGCAUUCGAAGCGACGCAAUGCUUGACUGCCUGCAGAAUAUAGUUUAUUUAUUCCUUUUCAACCUCUGCUGGUGCAUUGAUAGGAUAGUUCUCAUAGCACUUCACUGGAAUGCAUUAUCUUCAGAUAGUCCUUAUCUUGAAUGAUA
Theobroma cacao (cacao) is the source of this 1319-nucleotide messenger RNA. RefSeq lists its product as uncharacterized. The record is from RefSeq and is a predicted model, not a curated record. NCBI's taxonomy places the organism in Eukaryota, Viridiplantae, Streptophyta, Magnoliopsida, Malvales, Malvaceae.